AUGGAUAGUAAAGCAGUUUUCAGUCUUUGCCUCUUAUUGGUUAUUUCAGGUAUAUUUGUGCAAUCCGACAUAACCAUUAACUUCGACAAUGAAUGCUCAUUCUCGGUAUGGCUAUCAGCCAGCCCCUCCAUAGGCGACGCUGAUCCUGAGAGGGCACCAGGCACAUUGGAAAUAUUCUCCAUGCCAGAUACGUGGACUGGUAGCAUUUGGGUACGGACCAAGUGCUCCUACGAUGCUUCCAUGACUAAUUUUACUUGUGAGACCGGAGACUGUGGAUCUGGCUCAAUUGAUUGCCAAUCCCCACCACCAAAACCCCCUGUGACACUCCUCAAUUUUGGUAUCAACCAAAACGUGGUCUCUUAUGAAGUGAACCUGAACCAUGGGUUCAAUGUGCCAGUCCGGAUUAAGCCAGUAGGCGGCUCAUUGGUUGGAGGUUCCGGAUCAUGCCCCGUGGUAGACUGCAUCAAGGAUUUGAAAGAUGUAUGCCCUUCGCCCUUGGUUGCUCAAAACCAAAAUGGAGUUUAUGUGGGAUGCAAUAGUCCAUGCGAUGCAUUGAAAGAUCCCAAAUAUUGUUGCACUGGAGCCUUUACAGGGCAGGCUUGUCAGCCUAAUGAUUAUUCAAAAACAUUCAAGCAAGUUUGUCAGUUGGCACACACCUUUCCUGGAGAUAAUAAUCCUCCAAUCUACAAAUGUAGCGGGGCUACUUCUUACGAUGUUACAUUCUGUCCUUUAUAAGCUUGUCGAUUCAGCCAUGCUA
This is a messenger RNA of Durio zibethinus, 757 nucleotides long. NCBI's taxonomy places the organism in Eukaryota, Viridiplantae, Streptophyta, Magnoliopsida, Malvales, Malvaceae. The record is from RefSeq and is a predicted model, not a curated record.